Messenger RNA from Talaromyces proteolyticus, 966 nucleotides. Its product is annotated as D-isomer specific 2-hydroxyacid dehydrogenase. Lineage: Eukaryota; Fungi; Ascomycota; Eurotiomycetes; Eurotiales; Trichocomaceae. Gene Ontology annotation, molecular function: NAD binding; oxidoreductase activity, acting on the CH-OH group of donors, NAD or NADP as acceptor. The record is from RefSeq and is a predicted model, not a curated record. The transcript has a single exon. The coding region runs from base 1 to 966 and encodes 321 amino acids.
AUGGCCAAGCUCUAUGUACUCGACCCGUACCACCCGGACGCCCUCUCCAAGCUCCUCUCUACCCCCAACCUCACCACCAUACUUCCCAAUGAUCCCGCUAAGCAGCAAUGGAAAGAUGAUGCAGUAGCAAUCAUGCUACGCUCUGAGACACGUCUCACAGAAGCUGAUAUUGCCGCUGCUAAAAAUCUAAAGUUCAUCCUCAAACAGGGCGUUGGAGUCGACAAUAUCGACUUGGAUGCAGCCAAAAAGUAUGGCAUACAGGUCUUCAACACGCCGGCUCUAAAUAGUGAGGCGGUUGCUGAGCUAUCAAUUGCUCUAGCUUUGGCAGUUGCUCGGCGAGUAACCGAGAUUGACCGACGGAUACGCGCGGGAGAAAAAAUAGUGAGGUCGAAGAUGUUAGGUCGAAGCUUAUUUAGGAAGGCGAUUGGCAUCGUCGGCAUGGGUAAUAUAGGUCGAGUUGUUGCCAAGAAGUGGAUCGGUGCAAUGGAAGGAAAUGUCAUUGCAUAUGACCCAUAUGCACCGGAGGAUGCGUGGAAGAAUAAUAGUGAUACUAUCGCUCAUACUAGAGUAUAUCAGGUAGAAGAGCUGCUGUCUGCCUCUGACGUUGUCUCGCUGCAUGUGCCACUGACGAGUUCUACGAGAGGACUGAUCGGAUCGGAGCAAUUGAAGAUUAUGAAAAAGGAGGCAAUUCUGCUCAAUUGCGCACGCGGAGGUGUUGUCGAUGAAAAAGCGCUGCUUGAGGCGUUAAAAACCGGCGAAAUCGGCGGUGUCGCACUUGAUGCCUCCGAUGUCGAGCCUCCGACAGUGGAGGUAUACGGAGAAGGACUGUUAUCCUGCGAUAAUGUGAUAAUGACACCGCAUAUCGGUGCAAGUACAAUGGAAAAUCAGAGUGCGAGUGGGAUUGCGGUCGUCGAUACUUUGUUGAAAGUUCUUGGGGGUGAAGAGGUGCCUAAUAGAUUAGUUUGA